UACACCAGUCGCGCGCAUUCAUCCCCGUUACAAUGGCUGCUUCUCCUGCUGCUCUGGCCCAGGCCGCCACCCAAACGAAGCCCGAGGGCAUUGAUCUUUACGCUCGCUUCGCUCUUGCUGGUGCUCUGGGCUGUUCCGUUACACAUGGUUCCUUCACUCCAGUCGAUGUCGUCAAGACCAAGAUUCAGCUCGAUCCCGCGACCUUCAACCGUGGUAUGAUUGGCGGGUUCCGCCAGGUUAUUCAAAACGAGGGCGCCGGGGCUCUUUUGACUGGCUUCGGUCCAACCUUUACUGGUUACUUCAUCCAGGGAGCCUUCAAAUUUGGCGGUUAUGAGUUUUUCAAGAAGCAAUCCAUCGACGUUCUUGGCCUCGAAACGGCCCGCCAGAACCGUACUGCCGUCUACUCCGUCUCUGCCGCCAGCGCUGAAUUCUUCGCCUCUAUUGCUCUCUGCCCCCUCGAGGCUACCCGUAUCCGUCUCGUCUCUACCCCUGGCUUCGCCAACGGUUUGAUUGGUGGUUUUAGUAAGAUUCUCAAAAACGAGGGCAUCGGUGCUUUCUACUCUGGUUUUGGCCCUAUCCUGUUCAAGCAGGUUCCCUACACAGUGACCAAGUUUGUCGCUUUCGAGAAGAUUUCCGAGGCUAUCCUCGCUCGUCUUGACAAGUCCAAGCUAUCGAGUGGUGGCCAGACCGCCGUCAACUUGGGAUCUGGUCUUCUUGCUGGUUUCGCUGCUGCCAUCGUCUCUCAGCCCGCUGAUACUAUGCUGUCCAAGAUCAACAAGACCAAGGGUCUGCCUGGCGAUAGCACCAUCUCCCGUCUUGUCAAGAUCGCUGGUGAGCUCGGUCUCCGUGGUUCCUUCACUGGUCUUCCUACUCGUCUCUUCAUGGUUGGUGGACUUACUGCGGGCCAAUUUGCCAUCUACGGUGACAUCAAGAAAGCUCUUGGUGCGACCAAUGGUGUUGAGAUUUCUAAGUAAACGAUCCAUGAUGGACGUUCCAAAGAUUUAGAUGGUUUGUGUAGAGGGGAGGAAAAGGUCUGAAUAGAGAGAGCGACGUAGCCAGAUCUGCGGCCCUACUCAAGAGUCAAAGUUGAGUUUGAGACACCUCACUUCCCUUUUGCCAAGACGCGGUGCCCUGCAAAACCCGCUCAAUCAGUGUAUAAUUGCCUCGGGCCGGUGUAUCCAUAGAUCUAAAAGCAAUUCUACUACUGAUUCUCAUGCUUUGAAAAGGCAACCCCAGC
Molecule: messenger RNA, 1237 nt
Organism: Mytilinidion resinicola
Lineage: Eukaryota; Fungi; Ascomycota; Dothideomycetes; Mytilinidiales; Mytilinidiaceae
Product: mitochondrial phosphate carrier protein
Exons: 4
Coding region: 33-974 (313 amino acids)
Biological process (GO): mitochondrial phosphate ion transmembrane transport
Cellular component (GO): mitochondrial inner membrane
Molecular function (GO): phosphate transmembrane transporter activity
Source: RefSeq, a predicted model, not a curated record